Messenger RNA from Phycodurus eques (leafy seadragon), 1008 nucleotides. RefSeq names its product zona pellucida glycoprotein 3f, tandem duplicate 2 (gene zp3f.2). The record is from RefSeq and is a predicted model, not a curated record. Gene Ontology annotation, biological process: binding of sperm to zona pellucida; egg coat formation; positive regulation of acrosome reaction. Lineage: Eukaryota; Metazoa; Chordata; Actinopteri; Syngnathiformes; Syngnathidae. The transcript is spliced from 9 exons. Gene Ontology annotation, molecular function: acrosin binding. Gene Ontology annotation, cellular component: extracellular matrix. The coding region runs from base 1 to 1008 and encodes 335 amino acids.
AUGCUUCUCCGUCUCUGCUUCGGUGUGAUACUCCUGGCUGUUUUUGCAACAGCUGAUGAAAAUGAUGACGCUGAAGAUGACGCUAUCAAAAUAGACUGUUUGAAACAAUCUGUGAACAUCACAUGGAGGAUCACUCCUGAGCUGGCACCAUAUUCAAACCGUCUCUUCCUUGGAAACUGCAUCCGCUCGAGUAUGAUUGGUUUACCGACUGGAGAUUGGGAACUACGUUUUGACUACAAAUUCAGAGACUGUAAAUUUAAAAAGAAGUUAACGGCAAAACAUCUUAUCCAUCAAAAUGUAUUGACCUACAAGCCAGGGGUGAAGUCAAGCCCGCCGGCUUAUGAGUAUUUCUUUGAAUGUGUCCAGAAAAGGCCAGAUGGGUGGAUUCCUUCAUUCUUGACCCCAGGUGCCAGUGUGUCUACAGGCCGGGGUGGCCUUGUCUUCCACAUGGCACUCCUCAAUGCACAAAUGUCCGGCAUAGCAAGAUCCAACGUAAUCCCGCUGGGCUCGUUCAUGCCGAUCUGGGCGGCUGUGGAGCAGAAAGCCCAUCAACCGUUGCGUCUCUUCAUGGAGGAAUGUGUAGCAGCCCCCACUGCACAGCUGCGACCACAACAGCAGGUUUAUCCCAUCAUUCUCAACAAAGGGUGUCUUUCAGAUAGUGUCAAAGGAAAUUCAGUGUUCCUUCCUCGAUACCAUUCAUCUGCACUUGUCCUCUCCCUUCAGUCGUUCAUGUUUGGUGUCGGAAAGGUGUACAUUCACUGUAAACUUGUUGCGUGGGAUCCUGAAGUCCUUGAUGAAAGCAAGAAAGCCUGUCAAUAUUCAAAGCAUGGCGAAUGGGAGUUACUAGAUGACCCAUCCCAGAACAACCUGUGUAGCUGCUGUGAUCACACCUGCAGAUCUCGGCACAAAAGAGGAGCUAAACGGGAAUCCCAGGGGUUGAGUCAACUUUCAGUGCUGGGACCUUUGGUCAUUGUGGAUAUGUCAGACAGAAGAAGUCUGAUAGCCUAA